AUUACUCAUGUGUUAGGCGUUCAGUGCACGUGGGAUGCAUACAAAAUCUUUUGACUGAAAUGCUUUGGAGUCCAAGUGAGGUGCUUUCAUUUCUUAAAGAUGACUCGGAAAUUCAGGCUACAGAUAUUCAUAAAGUCCAAAACAAGUUAAGUCCCACAGCAGCAUUUGGUGCUUUUCAGACAUGGCCAAGUCCAAAGGAAGACUUUAUUCUUAUUGCUGAGAAUUCCGAGAUUCAUGGGCCUAAUCCUUUGUUUACUAUUCCUCAACAACAGUUUUCUGAAAAAGAUCUAAAUGCUCUUGCCACUCAGAUUUUAUCAGCAGAUUAUCAAGGAUUAAGCAAUAACAAGAUAUUACCUGGAAAAAAUGCUCAGUUGUUGAUGCCGGAUUUAGCUUCUGAUGUUCAUGCAGCUAUUACUUAUUUCUUUCUGUUUGAUUCUGAAGCUCGAGGGUUUAUACGACCAACAUGUUUGGCUUAUUUUACAUCUGACAAAUACAAGCUUAUCAAGUCAGCUGAAUCCAUUUUGAAAAGACUGAGUGAAGCAUCAUCAAUUUUACAACACAGUAACAUUCAGCAUUGCCUAGAAGAUUUAAAGUCUUUAAAGGAAAAUGUUAAACGCUCUGAGAAAAUUGCUGCUGAUUCAAGUAAAGUGGAUGGUUCUGCACCAGAGAAAGCACAGUUUCAAGAUAUCAUGACAGAAUCGGUGUUAAAGGAGAUUCAAGAUAUUAUAGAAGUUGUAGAAAGCUAUGAGGGAAAUGAAAUUAUUGAUAGCAGAAUUGGUGACAUUCUUGACCAUCUGAAAAUGUUUACUGUAUCAGAAAAAAUAAGAAAUUUUGUUAAUAACCUUUCAUCACCUGUUGCUGAAAAAUCUAGACACAUGGAAAGGGCAUACCAGCCUAAAAAUAAAAAAUCAAUGAAAAAUUUAUAUCACACAUGUUUUGGUGGAUUAGUGCUUGGAUUGUAUCACUUGUAUAUCAUGCAUAAAUAUUUCUGCAGAAAAUAUGAAAAUAUUGCUUUGGCUGAAUAUUCUGCAGAACUUCAAAUUAACAAUGACGUACUCCACUUUGGAGCUUGCAUUAAACAAAUAGUCAGCUGUGGUAAUUAUUCUCGAAGCAGAUGUAAAUUAAAUUUAGAUUUAGCUCCCAGAACAUUUUUUUUAGAAGAGGACAGCUAUUUAGAGAACUUGGACAGCAAAUUUGAAAGCAUUCUUUUGAGUUUUUUAAAUUGGGGCAAUGGUAUACCUGAAUCAUUAGAACAAAGUAAUAGCCUUUCUUCUUCCUGUAUUUUAAAUGCUUCCAUUGGUGAAGAAAGUAGUUCAUCUAAUAGUAGUGGUUAUUUAAGUAAUGAAUAUUCGACUGAUGAAGAAACUAUUACAGAAAAUCAAUGCAGACAUGUCAUCAGCCUAGAUGCAAUAUGGGAUGUUUUAAGUAGCCUAAAGGAAAAAAAUCCAGGUGUUGAAGAAGCAUUUUUGGAAAUUUUAAAACUUUUUGAUGACACUGAGAAGUUUAUGUUUUCAGUCCUCACACGAACUCCUAUUGUUAUAAUUUCAACUCCUCAGGAAUUAGCCACUGCCCAAAAUUUUAUUAAAGCUUUAAGUGUUUUUAUACCUAGAAGAAAAGACGAAAUAUUAUUUGUGGAUAUUGAUAGAAAAGAACCUUUAAAAGCAGAGCAUUUUAGUAAUAUAGCUGCUGUAAAUAUAUGCCUUCAUAAUCAUCAUAAUGUUGAGGAUCUGCUUCCACUAGAGACUUUGCCUUCCUUAUGCAUUUUAAACUUGAAAGACUGCUCCUUCACUGCACCUUCAUAUAAUGGACGCAUUCUUUCCAAUAUAGAUCAAAGAAUAAGGAUACUUCCUUUAGAUGGGCCUGUUUUUAGCAUCAUUGUUGGUGUCUUGUCAGAAGUUGAGAGGAUUGUAAUGUGGUGGCAAGCAGUAACUUCAACUCCUUAUUAUACCUCAGCUAUAACAGAUCAUGUUCUGUCCAAAGAUUUUACUCGAUUAGAUAUGAUGAUAAUAGAGAAACUAUUUACGCUGGUCAAAAGAUGAUACUUCAGUUGUAUCAUGUAUUUCAUCAUCAAUAUGUUUGUUAGACUGUAUUAAAUGGAAAUGUUUAUGUUUAUUGAAGUGCCAUUAUGAUUUUAAUAUUCUCAUUGCUCAAAUUCCAUACUUGUCAUAUUUUUUCUGUAUGUGCUUUUUGUACUUUUCACCAUAAUGAAACUUUGUAAUUAAUAGUCAGCCAAAUAUGUGUUCUGAAUUCCAUUGGAGUUUUAUGCCUUUUUCUAUAAUAUAUUUGGUUAUAUGAUAGCAAAAUUAUUAAAUUAAUGUUAAAUAUUAUAGAUAAGUAGUAUUUAUUUUCAAUUUAAGACCAAAAAUAAAGUUGAAGAUAUUAAAUGUUCAAUUAAUAAGCCAUAGAAAUGUUUAAAAAACAAUUAUUUAGAUGUGUUUAACUGUAGGGUAAAUAUCUACCAGAAUAAACUCAUAUUUAUGCUUGAAUGAAUUAUAAACAUUAUUGAGAAAAAGUGAUUCUUUUUUUCAGUUCACUGGUAAUGUAGAUGUGGUUUGAAAUAGAUGUGUUACAAUAAAGCUUUAUGAUUUAUGUAAUUAACUAUAUAUUAGCAAUUUUCUUUUAUCUGAAUGAGAAUAUUUUGCAUAUAAUAGUGUAUAAUAAUUUUCUUGUAUCUUAACCCUUUUGGUCCUAAUGGGCACGUACAUCCCACAGAUUGUAUUUCAUGGCCUGUUGGGUAAAUAAAGCCCACUUUUAAAUGGGUUUUUAUGUUUUCAGUGUUUUUAAGAAAUUAGGGAACAAAUAGACUAAAGAAACCUGGCAACAAUUUUAAAUUGGAAAUGGCACACUUAUGUUUUUGAGCAUGCUGAUUACUUAAGUUUUGAUUUGUCUAUUCUUUUUUAUUAUUACUUUACAGUAAAUACAUUUAUAUUUUAAAGCAUGCUUAGUAUGAAGUAGUUCUUAUUAAGUAGUAAUUUAACUUUUUUAUUGUCAGAUUUAAGAAAUUUUGAAUAAAUUCUUUUUUGGGGAUAUAUUGUCCCAAUUGUAUUUAAUGAUGGGUUAAUAUGUCCCAUCAGUGAUCAAAUUAUUACAUCCUGAUAAAAAUUUUUGUUGUAUAUGAACUUGUGCAUGUGGCAGAGUUUACAUUUUGUAAUAUUCAUAUUAUAUAUUACCACAAAUUUUUGUUUUGUUUUCUGAGACAGGGUAAUAUCCUAGACGAUUGGGACAAUAGUCCCAGUUGACAAUACGAUUGGGACAUAUUGUUCCAGGAGAUUUCCAAGAAAUGGGAAACGUUAAAAACUUUAAACUCAUAUUACAAUUCUUUUAGUAUGUCAAGAUUAAAUUAAACUACUUUUCAUAGUUAAAUUUUAAUUAUGUAAAAAUCAGGUUGAAAAGGUUAAGGCAGACCGGGAAAAAAAAUUUUAAAUAUAUAAAUAUAAGAAAUUGCUUGCUUAAUGGCAUUUAACAAUUACAGGCUUAAUGGCAUUUAACAAUUAUAUGCUUAAUGGCAUAUAACUGUUAAACCAGCUCUAAUUUUUCAUUAAAAAAAGUAUAUAUUUCAAAAUAAUAGUUAAUCACUAUGUCUUUUAUUUUACUCUCAAAUAUGAGAUAUAUAUAUAUGCAUAACUAAUU
Stegodyphus dumicola is the source of this 3630-nucleotide messenger RNA. RefSeq lists its product as uncharacterized. The record is from RefSeq and is a predicted model, not a curated record. Gene Ontology annotation, cellular component: guanyl-nucleotide exchange factor complex. NCBI's taxonomy places the organism in Eukaryota, Metazoa, Arthropoda, Arachnida, Araneae, Eresidae.